UUGCGGUGGCAUUGGUGAUACUACUGAUACGGAACUAGGGUGAACUCACGUUUUCCACGUUUUGCAUCAGCCGUGUGUUGUUGUUGUAUGGUCGUUAAAAGGUGAACUCAUCAGCACUGCCCCACAUUCCCUGGACAAUUUGAUUCCAACCAAGAGGGAUUACCAUCAAUUCAGGAUGCCGGGUGGCCAAGAGAGCGCGUGGGUGCCAUCCACUGCCAUCGAUUUUGCGGCCGAGGAAGUCCGUAUUCUGGAGCUGUGGCAAAAUCUGCGAGCCUUUGAAACGUGUCUAAAGCAAAGCCAAGAUCGACCUCGCUUCACCUUCUACGACGGACCGCCCUUUGCCACGGGUUUGCCCCACUUUGGGCACAUUCUAGCCGGCACUAUUAAGGACAUCAUCCCCAGAUGGAUGCAUCAACAAGGAUUCCACGUGGAACGCCGUUUCGGUUGGGACACGCACGGAUUACCCGUUGAGUAUGAGAUUGACAAGACACUCAACAUUAAAGGACCAGCCGAUGUGGCCAAGAUGGGCAUUGAAAAGUACAACAAUGAAUGUCGCAAGAUCGUCAUGAGAUAUGCGUCCGAGUGGGAAAGCACUGUGACUCGGCUUGGUCGGUGGAUUGACUUUAAGAAUGAUUAUAAAACGUUGUAUCCGUGGUUCAUGGAAUCGGUUUGGUGGGUGUUUAAGCAACUCUGGGACAAAGAUCUCAUUUAUAAAGGAUUCCGCGUCAUGCCGUAUUCCACUGGCUGUUGCACUCCGUUGGCUAAUUUUGAAGCCACGCAGAACUACAAGGAGGUCCAAGAUCCAUCCGUGAUUGUGCACUUCCCUCUGGACGAAGACCCCACAGUCUCUUUCGUGGCCUGGACGACCACGCCUUGGACCUUGCCAAGUAACAUGGCUUUGUGCGUUAAUCCGAAAUCCACUUACGUCAAAGUGCAGGAUCUGAAGAGAAACAAAACGUUCAUUAUGAUGGAAUCACGAUUGUCCUACGUCUUAGGCGCCAAGGGUGCUAAAUACAAAGUGCUAGAAAGCUUCAAGGGUGCGUCGCUAAAGGAUAAGAAAUACAAGCCCAUCUUUGACUACUUCUCCCAAUACAAGUCGACUGAGCCUGGUCAAGGAGCCUUCCGAGUCAUGGUAGACACCUACGUUAAUGAAGGGUCUGGAACAGGAAUCGUUCAUCAGGCUCCGUUUUUCGGUGAAGAUGAUAAUCGUGUGUGUUUGGCCGGAGGAAUCGUUGAAAAAGGCGGCGACGUGAUUUGUCCACUUGAUGCCAUGGGCAAGUUCACGAAGCCCGUCACCGACUUUCUUGGCAUGUAUGUCAAAGAUGCGGACAAAGAGAUCAUCAAGAAGCUGAAGGAGGACGAUCGCUUGAUCAAUGUCUCGCAAGUUUCCCAUAGUUAUCCAUUUUGCUGGCGAUCUGACACGCCUCUUCUUUACAAAGCCAUACCUUCCUGGUUCAUGCGAGUGGAACAAAUGCAAGACUUACUGUUGGAGCGGAAUGCCGACACUUAUUGGGUUCCUGAAUCGAUUAAGGAGGGUCGAUUUGCCAAUUGGCUUCGAGACGCUCGUGAUUGGAAUUUGUCGAGGAAUCGGUAUUGGGGCACACCAAUUCCUGUGUGGAUGUCCGAGGAUGGCGAAGAGUCCGUUUGUAUAGGUUCAAUUGACGAGUUGGCCCAAUUGAGUGGAGUGAAAGUCGAGGAUCUACAUCGAGAAACUGUCGACAAGAUUACAAUUCCCUCGUCACGACCAGGCCAACCUCCAUUGAAGAGAAUCACGGAAGUGUUCGAUUGUUGGUUCGAAUCGGGUGCAAUGCCUUACGCUCAAGCCCAUUACCCAUUUGAGAACAAGAAACAGUUUGAGGAUUCUUUCCCCGCUGAUUUUAUUGCCGAGGGCACUGAUCAAACGCGUGGUUGGUUUUAUACUCUUCUCGUUUUGUCCACGGCUUUGUUCAAUAAGGCUCCAUUCAAGAAUCUAAUUGUCAACGGACUAGUUUUGGCUUCGGACGGACAAAAGAUGAGCAAAAGGUUGAAAAACUAUCCUGAUCCCAAUGAAAUCAUGGACAAGUACGGAGCUGACGCUCUCCGGUUAUUUCUCAUCAAUAGCCCUGUGGUUAAGGCCGAAUCUUUGAAGUUCAAGGAGGAAGGUGUCCAAUACAUCCUGAAAGACGUGUUCCUGCCCUGGUACAACGCCUAUCGUUUCUUGCUUCAGAACAUUGACACUUAUCAAAGAGAGACUGGACAAACUUUCCAAUGGUCUGAAAGUACUUACGGAAACUCUGAAAAUGUCAUGGACAAAUGGAUUAUUAGUUUCACGCAAUCGCUCUUGGUGUUUGUAAAGAAAGAAAUGGCGGCCUACCAUUUGUACACUGUCCUACCCAAGCUCAUGAAAUUCAUUGAAAACUUAACCAACUGGUAUGUGCGGACCAAUCGAAGGCGUCUGAAGGGCGAAGGUAAUUCCACUGAAGAUUGUUUGACUGCCUUGGAGACGCUGUUUUCGGUGGUGUUCACGAUGGUGCGAGUAUUCGCUCCCUUCACGCCAUUCCUCACCGAAAACAUGUACCAGCGUUUGCGGAAGUUUGCCCAAGGGUUCGACACAGACGAUUUAGCAUCAGUUCAUUAUGUGAUGAUCCCUCGUCCUCGGCUUGAUCUGAUUAAUGAAGACAUUGAAAGAUCCGUCGCUAGAAUGCAGACCGUCAUCGAGUUGGGAAGAGUGGUCAGGGAUCGAAAGGUCAUGCCCAUCAAGUACCCUCUCCCAGAAUUGGUACUCAUCCACAAGGAUCAACAAUGCCUGGAUGACGUUAAGUCGUUUGAGACUUAUGUACUGGAGGAGCUCAACAUCAAGCAAUUGACACUCUCGACGGACAAACAACAAUAUGGGGUGGAGCUCCGUGCCGAACCCAAUCAUAAGACCUUAGGGUUGCGUUUCAAAGGAGCCUUCAAAGAAGUGAUGAAAGAGAUCAAGGCUCUCAAUGACGAAAAAAUUUCAGACUUCCUCAAGACCGACAAGAUCCAAAUCUUAGGCCAUGAUUUAGAGCCUGAGGAUCUUCGAAUCAUGUACACCUUUGCCGGAGAUCAGGCCUUGUCCGAGAAGUAUGAGGCCCACUCGGAUAAUGAUGUCCUCGUUUUAUUGGAUUGCACACCUGAUCAAUCAAUGUUGGAUGAAGGCCUGGCUCGAGAAGUGAAUAAUCGCAUUCAAAAAUUGCGCAAGGCAGCCAAAUUGGUUCCGAGUGAUCAGGUCACGGUCUACUACGAACUCCAACCGGCUGAUCACAACUUGCAGAAUGUGAUCAAUACCUUCCAAGAAUAUAUCGAGAACACGACCAAGUCUCCGAUCCGUCCCAUUGCUCAACGAAGCACUUCUGAAAGCCAGAUAACCCAUGAAACUUUCUCCGUUAAAGAUGCAACCUUGAACUUGACCAUCACCAAGGGGUUUCCGAACAAAUCGUCUGUUGUUGCCCUCAAUUCCAAUGGAAACGAGAUUACAUUGAUUGACCAUGGGAUGCCCAAAUCCCCGUUUGUGAAUGUCGUUUUCCAAGGCCGUGUGGGCGUUGUCUUUUUGGAGAACCCAAUCGGAUGCAAUAAGUUGGCCUCGGUCAAUGCGCUCGAAAAUGAAGUCAAGGCCAUUUUUGGGGUGCAUGGGCCAGAAAUUGAACUCUAUCUUGACCAUAGUGGGGUUGCCGAAACUCUAUCAACGCUCCCUAAAAGUGGAUCCACAUUAUUCGCUAAAACCAAAUUCGGAACUCUAUCCAAAUUGGUUUCCAAAGUUGAUGGGUCUUGUUGUCCAUUCAUAAAUGUGGAAAACGGUAAAUCCAAGGCUGUUGGUACUCUAUUGUUGGAAAAUCCUUCAUCAGAAAGUGUAGCUGAGUACGCCCACGAAAGUGUGAAGGCAAUUUUUUCUCUCAAAGUCCACUCCAAUUUGUACAACGACUCUCAGAAGAAAAAGGUCGUCACGGAUUUGAGGGCUGUUUCGAGCAAUUCUACCAUCUAUGUUUAACUUUGGGCCAAGGAAUGUUUACAUCAAAAAAAUAAAUUCGUGUAAAACACCCCAUCUA
This is a messenger RNA of Tigriopus californicus, 4049 nucleotides long. RefSeq names its product isoleucine--tRNA ligase, cytoplasmic-like (gene IleRS). The coding region runs from base 176 to 3991 and encodes 1271 amino acids. Gene Ontology annotation, biological process: isoleucyl-tRNA aminoacylation. The record is from RefSeq and is a predicted model, not a curated record. Gene Ontology annotation, molecular function: aminoacyl-tRNA deacylase activity; tRNA binding; ATP binding. The transcript has 6 exons. Lineage: Eukaryota; Metazoa; Arthropoda; Copepoda; Harpacticoida; Harpacticidae.